Urocitellus parryii (Arctic ground squirrel) is the source of this 1811-nucleotide messenger RNA. The record is from RefSeq and is a predicted model, not a curated record. Lineage: Eukaryota; Metazoa; Chordata; Mammalia; Rodentia; Sciuridae.
GAUGAGUUGAUAAGUCAUUCCAAUCAGGUUUUCUCUUUCUUUUAAGCAACUGACAAACUGUCACGGAAUCUGCCAGACCCCACACUGGCCUUGUGCCUUCUCUCCAGCUCCUGAACUUUUCCUCUUCCCCUCAUGGGCUCUGAGCCUAUUCCUAGCAUACAGGUCCUAGGCUCCUGGUCUGCAGCCAUCCUGGUCCUACUGAGCUGAUCCAAGUGUCCUGCUUCUGCUCCUGGUGGCCUGAUGAUCAAGCUUCAUGGAGGUAUCCUCCAGACCCUCUUCUAACAUCGAUCCAGGCAACUAUGUUGAAGUGAAUGAUUCACUCACCCAUCUACCCUCUAAAGUGGUGAUACAAGACAUUACUAUGGAGCUACACUGUCCACUUUGUAACGACUGGUUCCGUGAUCCACUGAUGCUAAGCUGUGGUCACAACUUCUGCCAAAUCUGUAUCCAAAACUUUUGGAAGCUGCAAGCAAAGGAAACCUUCUGUCCUGAGUGUAAGAUGCUAUGUCAAUAUAGCAACUGUACAUUUAACCUUGUGCUGGAGAAGCUGGUGGAAAAGAUUAAGAAGCUUCCACUACUCAAAGGCCAUCCACAGUGCCCAGAGCAUGGAGAGAACCUGAAACUGUUCAGUAAGCCAGAUGGGAAGUUGAUCUGCUUUCAAUGUAAGGAUGCACGGUUAUCUCCGGAGCAGUCUAAGGAAUUCCUGCAAAUCUCUGAUGCUGUUCGUUUCUUUACGGAUGAGCUUGCAGUCCAUCAGAGUCAACUGGAAACAACCCUGAAGGAUCUUCAGUCUCUGAAGGCCAUGCAGAAGGAUGCUAUUGCUGCUUACAAGGAAAACAAGAUACAUCUGCAGCAACAUGUGUCCUUGGAGUUUCUAAAGCUGCAUCAGUUCCUGCACAGCAAAGAAAAGGACCUUCUAAGUGACCUCCGGGAAGAGGGGAAAGCCUUGAAUGAGGAGAUGGAGAUGAAUCUGAACCAGCUUCAGGAGCAGUGUCUACUUGCCAAAGAUAUGUUGGUGAGCAUUCAGACACGGCUGGAACAGCGGAACUCCUUCGAUUUCCUCAAAGACAUCUCAAAUCUCUUGGAUAGUUUGGAGCAAGGAACAAGGGCGCUGGCACCAAGAGAACUUAUCUCCAGAAAGCUGAACCCAGGCCAUUUCAAAGGUCCUCUUCAGUACAUGAUGUGGAGGGAAAUGCAAUCCACUCUCACUCCAGGCCUAUCUCCAUUAACUCUGGACCCUAAAACAGCUCACCCAAAUCUGGUGCUAUCCAAAAACCGGACGAGUGUGUGGCAUGGUGACAUUAAGCAGGUAAUGCCUGAUGAUCCAGAGAGAUUUGACUCAAGUGUGGCUGUACUUGGCUCAAAAGGCUUUACAUCUGGAAAGUGGUACUGGGAAGUAGAAGUGGCAAAGAAGACAAAAUGGACAGUUGGAGUUGCAAGAGAAUCCAUCAUUCGGAAGGGCAGCUGUCCUCUAACUCCUGAGCAAGGAUUCUGGCUUUUAAGACUAAGGAAUCAAACAGAUCUAAAGGCUUUGGAUUUGCCUUCUUGCAGUCUGAAACUUACUGACAAUCUCAACAAGGUGGGCAUUUACCUAGAUUAUGAAGGAGGGCAGGUGUCCUUCUACAAUGCUAAGACCUUGACCCACAUUUAUACCUUCAGUUGCAUUUUCACAGAGAAACUUUAUCCCUACUUUUGUCCCUGCCUUAAUGAUGGUGGAGAGAAUAAAGAACCAUUACAUAUCUUACAUCCACAGAAUUAGUCAUACUAUUGUAUAAAUUCAGAGAAUAUUAAAGAAGUAUUGAAAUAGUUUA